Molecule: messenger RNA, 4332 nt
Organism: Alosa alosa (allis shad)
Lineage: Eukaryota; Metazoa; Chordata; Actinopteri; Clupeiformes; Clupeidae
Gene: osbpl10b
Product: oxysterol binding protein-like 10b
Exons: 12
Coding region: 108-2558 (816 amino acids)
Cellular component (GO): cytosol; membrane; intracellular membrane-bounded organelle
Molecular function (GO): cholesterol binding
Source: RefSeq, a predicted model, not a curated record
CAGUCUUCAGAAAAUACUGAUGCAGACUGGAAGUUGACCAAAUCGCAUAGCCUGUUUCUCUAGCUCUUUUAACACUGAUGUUCUUGGCUUAAAAUAUUUUACAAACCAUGGCGUUCAGUAGGUCGCAUCCCUCAUCUCCAGCAAAUAAAACGAAAUUACCUUUUGAACGUGUGGAUACCGCAAGGAAGCUGGAGAGAGGAGGCUCGCAGGGUCCAGGCUCGGCCGGAGUGAGGGCUGCUGCACCGGCGGACAGCUGCGACUUGUCCCAGCGUACGCGGCACCUGGAGGGGGUCUUGAGUAAAUACACGAAUUUGCUUCAAGGCUGGCAGAACAGGUACUUUGUGCUGGACGCGGAGCAGGGGCAGCUGGACUACUUUGUGAGUGAGCAGAGCCAGAGCCAGAAGCCCCGCGGCUCUCUGCCCCUCUCCGGGGCAUCAGUGGUGCCCCACGACGAGCUGCCCCACAUGUUCUGCAUCUACGCUACCAAUGGAGAGAUCUUCAAGCUCAGAGCGUCUGAUGCACGUGAGCAGCAGCUCUGGAUGACCCAACUACAGCUCUGUACAAGGCAACACUUAGAUGGCAGUGCCAAGGGCAUCACCGCCGCCACCUCCACCUCCACCUCCUCCUCCUCCUCCUCCAACGCUGCCCCAGGCUGGACGCGCGGCUCCCCCCACCCUCCAGCAGCAGCACCACCUCCUCCUCCUCCUCCUCCUCCUCCUCCUCCAGCCACCUCCAUCACCACCACCUCCUCCUCUCCACCCUGUGUCCAGCAGAAACCACUCCUCUCUGGGGUGCCCACCUCCAUCUUCUCCUUCACCCACCACAAGUGCCCCACCUCCAUCGGCCACCGGGCCAAGAGCCAGAACUUGGACCCCGGACAGCUCCAGGAGGUCAAAGAGGUGAUGUCCAAGGCGGAGGACCAGCAGAAGAACCUGGUCCACAACAUCGAGUCUCUGCCGAGCCGCGGACCCAUGUCCUCACUGGACCAGGACUUCCUGCUGCUAAAGGCCACCUCGGCGGCCACGCUAAGCUGCCUGGGGGAGUGCCUCAACAUCCUGCAGCACAAUGUCUCACAGGCCGCCCAGCACCUGGCCCACAACCAGGUCCCGAGCCACAACCACAAUCAUAAUCAGAACCAGAACCAGAACCAGAGCCUGCCUGCAGACGGCGUCUCUGGGUGGAGCGGUGGUAAGAUGGCCCCCGCCGAUCAGAAGCAAAGCAGCAGCUCGACAGCGCUCUCCUCCCCCGGCAUGACCCACCUCCGCUCCCCCUCCCCCCGCAACAAGGACCCACUGCAGACCUCCGAGGAGCACCCAAGCCCUGAGGCGGUGGACCCCAGCGAGGAGACCACAGACACGGAGGACAAUGAAGAGGAGGACCUAGGCGUCCUGGAUGACCAGCGGAGCAUCAUCCUCCACCUGCUGUCCCAGCUCAAGCUGGGCAUGGACCUCACCAGGGUGGUGCUGCCAACCUUCAUCCUGGAGAAGCGCUCGCUGCUGGAGAUGUACGCCAACUUCAUGGCUCACCCGGACCUGUUCCUGGCCAUCGGUGGCGGCGCCACGCCCGAGGAGCGCAUGGUGCGCUUCGUGGAGUACUACCUGACCUCCUUCCACGAGGGCCGCAAGGGCGCCGUGGCCAAGAAGCCCUACAACCCCGUGCUGGGCGAGAACUUCCGCUGCACCUGGGACGUGCCGCGGGAGCGCGUCCGACCCCUCAGGACCACCAACAACACCGCCACCACCAACGCGCCGGCCGCCGGUCAGCCAGCAAGCGCGGCCUCGGGGCCGGGCGAGUCGGGGCGGACUGGCGACGCGACGGCAGCGGGGGACCGUCUCCGGCUACGCUUCGUGGCCGAGCAGGUGUCGCACCACCCGCCGGUGUCGGGGUUCUACUGCGAGUGCAAAGAACGCAGGAUGUGUGUGAACGCGCACGUGUGGACCAAGAGCAAGUUCAUGGGGAUGUCCAUCGGAGUGUCCAUGGUGGGAGAAGGGGCGCUGCACCUGUUGGAGCAUGAUGAGGUGUACGUGUUCACGCUACCCUCAGCCUACGCCCGCUCCAUCCUCACUGUGCCUUGGGUGGAACUGGGAGGCAAAGUGUCCAUCACCUGUGCCAAAAGCGGAUACUCCGCUGCCGUCACCUUCCACACAAAACCCUUCUACGGAGGCAAAGUACAUAGGGUGACGGCGGAGGUCAAGCAGAACUCCACUGGCACCAUCAUCUGCAAGGCACAGGGGGAGUGGAACGGAACCCUGGAGUUCACCUAUAGCAGCGGAGAGACCAAAGUGAUUGACACCUGCAAGCUGCCAGUCAUCAAAAAGAAGAUCAGGCCCACGGAAAAGCAAGGGCCGUAUGAGUCGAGGCGGCUAUGGCAGAACGUGACGUCGGCGCUGAAGUCGGGGAACAUGGAUGUGGCGACGGAACACAAGCACCAGCUGGAGGAGCGUCAGCGGAGCGAGGAGCGCCAGCGAGCGGCCACCAACACGCCCUGGAAGCCCAAACACUUCAGCAAAGAGGGAGGUGGCUGGGUAUAUCACAAUCCAUUGUGGAAGGCUCACUGACAGGGGCCACGGGCAGACGCCAAACUCCAGCUGUCAAUCACGUAGCCCAGCCCACAAAGGGGGUGCGGCUCUACAGAGGGAGGGCUGGCCAACCAGAAGAAAAGGAAACCAGGCGAGCGCACAUCAAAAGGGACACCAGCAGGAUGGCCACCCAACUCUCCCAUAAACUCACGUGUGUAGCUCCAAGUGACUAGUGCCAAACAAGUAGCCUCAACCAACAGAAAUGAGCAGGGAGCUCGAAUAUCCAUAUACGCAUUACCCUGGUGUAGACCCUCCUGGAACACAUUAGCAGAGGACAAGGAACACAUAACAUGUAGGCUGCAAAUGGCAGGAAUAUAUUUACAGAUUGUUUUAAUAGCAUUAUUGUUUUGUUUUUUUCCACCAGGUGUUUGUAAGAGGGUGGCCAUGUUGAAUGUCACCUCAUACCCCAUGCAGUCCAGUGUUAUAUAAGCCACGCUUACUGAUCACAUUUUAAACUUAAAGUGUGAUAGAAGGAGAUAUUAAGGAUAACUUGAAAUAUGGAGAUCUCAAUGGUAUUCGUUCAUACAACCCUAAAAAAACAUGCAGUCACUGUUGUCAUCUCAACUGGACGGGCAGGCCUGUGUGGACUGGCUAUUCUUAGGAAGGCCAGUGAUCCAAGGCACAGACAGAGGCCUUACAGGUUCGCUACGGUGUGGAUGCAGCCUUGCUGUGGUCAUCAGGCAGGCAGGCAGAAGCAGACGUGGACUUGGGGAAAGUUAGGGCUGAGAAAGUACUGUAUGUUUUUCUGUUUCACCCACACACAGAGUCAUUAGCUUCCUAAUCCCCAGCUUCAACAGCUAAUUAGCAUAUCCAGAUGUUUGACAUCACAUAGGCGCCAACUCCAUAGGUGCUCGAGGGCACACACACACACACACACACACACACACACACACACACACACACACAGAAAGAGAGAAAGAGAGGCUCUGAUGAGCAAUUCAAUCAGAUGGUCAUGGAGGAGAAAGAACAACAAAAGCAUAAACCCUAUUGCAGAGGAACCUUUCUUCAGGUAAUGGAAGUGUUCUCCUCUGAUGUAGGAGUGAUGAUAAUGAUGAAGCCACAUCUCUGGUCCGCUGUGGGCGAAAGCAUGAGAAGCAUAAGCCAGUGAAGACAGCGGAGAGGUGAACAAGGUGCUCGAUUGAAUCGAUGCAAGCGCAACAUAUGCCAUCUUUAAUUGGUCAUACGGUGAACCAGGGCUUGGCCAACCAAGUACCAUAAUUCAAUUAGCCGUCUCCUAAUCCUAUAAGGGGGGACUCCACGCAUGCCAUUACUGUACUUCCAUGUGAUGGAGAGUUGAACAGGAGAUCAUGGGUGAGAACAAGAAAGCAAACAAGAAGCAGGACAGAUCCAGUGUACUUUUUAAAAACAGUAUUAGUCCUCUGUUCCUGUACUCAAGAUGCUGUUUCACUAACACACGGCUUGGUUAGGUCAGUGGUAGGGCCCCACCCUGACCCCAUCACCCUGGUUAAAUGGUAACAUUAAAAUAUUAUUUUUGCAUUUUGGUUCCAUUUCCCGUCUCAAUCUGCUGAAUCUAAUUUGUUGUUAUAAUUCAUAAGUCGGUCUGUCUAUGACUCCUAUGUCCGUGUAUGGCUAUUUUGUUUUGAAUCUAUGAUCUUCCAUGUCCAAAAAGAAAGGCACUAUUACAGUUUUUUCUGAAUUCUUAUAGCACAAUUUCUAAAACUAUUAAUACUUAUCGCAAAACCACUCACGCAAAACUAAAAGCACAAACACUGCUUUGCACUCAGUUUGCAAU